This is a messenger RNA of Sitophilus oryzae (rice weevil), 685 nucleotides long. Its product is annotated as 40S ribosomal protein S12, mitochondrial. The coding region runs from base 121 to 627 and encodes 168 amino acids. Gene Ontology annotation, molecular function: structural constituent of ribosome. Gene Ontology annotation, cellular component: ribosome; small ribosomal subunit. NCBI's taxonomy places the organism in Eukaryota, Metazoa, Arthropoda, Insecta, Coleoptera, Curculionidae. Gene Ontology annotation, biological process: translation. The record is from RefSeq and is a predicted model, not a curated record. The transcript has 2 exons.
UGCCAGCGGAAUCCUACUAGAAGAAGAAUGUAGACAGUAACCUAAUAUUUUAUCUCAAAUCUCAAGUUUUCUUAGUAGAGUUUAAUUUUAGGAAAUUAGGGUUUAUUAUUUAUUCGAGAUAUGAACAUAAUUAGGAGUAUAGCGAAAAGAAUAUCUCUCCAUCCAACAAAUGCAUCCUGGGCUUCGACAAAUUCUAUAUUUCAAGAGGCCAGAAGAUUCAUUGCAAGUUCUGAACCUUCUUCAAUACUAUGUAAUAGAUUUUCUGCAUUAACAGUCCAAGAAAGAUCAAUGGCUACCUUAAAUCAGAUGCACCGCAAGGGUCCUCAUUACAAAGAGAGGGUAAAGAAGAGGCCUCUGGAUGGCAACCCGUUCAUGAAGGGUGUAGUGUUAAGGACGGUAAUAAAAAAACCAAAGAAACCUAAUUCAGCUAAUAGAAAAUGCGUCCUGGUACGACUAUCCAACGGCAAGGAAAUGGUUUCCUACAUUCCUGGAAUUGGGCACAAUUUGCAGGAGCACAAUAUAGUUUUGUGCAAAGUGGGAAGGGUUCGGGAUUGUCCCGGUGUAAAACUGAAAUGCGUCAGAGGAAAGUACGAUUUGGGACACGUCAUUAAGCAACAGCAGAAAUAGAUUUGUUUUUUUUAUUGUUAGAUAUUUGUAAUAUAUAUGGAUGAUUAAGUCACCUGAA